Molecule: messenger RNA, 1131 nt
Organism: Babesia bigemina
Lineage: Eukaryota; Apicomplexa; Aconoidasida; Piroplasmida; Babesiidae
Exons: 1
Coding region: 1-1131 (376 amino acids)
Biological process (GO): ribosomal large subunit biogenesis
Cellular component (GO): preribosome, large subunit precursor
Source: RefSeq, a predicted model, not a curated record
AUGGCAGCGAAGUCAGGCGGCGGGCUGUGUUUCCUGAAGAGCAGCGCCAAGGCGGAAGCGGCGCCCAAAGAGCGGUCAAUAAAGUGCGUUACAUGUGCCGCCUUUUUCCCGGAUGUCGCCGAUCAAAAAUCGCAUUUUAAGUCAGAGUGGCACCUGUACAACGUCAAGCGCAAGGACAGCGGAAUUGACGCCAUGGGCCACGCCGAGUUCCUCCAGCUGAAGGAGCGCCUGGUGCAGAUGAUGGAGCUAAAAAACAACGAGUUAGAGAAUAAGAGCAAGGCAAAGAUGCUGAGGAGAUUGAAGGACGCCAGCCCUGUAGCCAAAUAUCGCAAUCAAGAGUCGUCCGAGGGAUGCGAGGAAACGUGCGACGCCAGCACGGUGAAAAGCGGCGUCACCAGCGUGCCCUAUUGCCCAACUACGUGCUUAUUCAGUGGUAAAAAGUCGGCAACCGUUGAGGAGAACCUCCAGUGGAUGGCGAAAACGUACUCUUUCUUCUUGCCGGAACAGGAGCACCUGGUGGACGUUAACUCGCUGCUCACCUACCUCCAUGACAAGAUCUACAACAAGUACACGUGCUUAUGCUGCCACCGUAUUUUCAAGAGCAUAUACGCAGUUAUGCACCACAUGGAUCAAAAGCAACACCGAAAGGUCAAUGACGAUGACUUCUUGGAGCUCGCUCAGUUCUACGACUUCACCAAUACCUACGCCGAUCUUAUCCCAUCCAAGGCAGCCGAUGAAAGCAGCUGCGGCAGCACUGCGGACGACGAUGACGACGACUGGGAGGACGUUAUCACCGGCACCACCGACAGCAAUGAGGCCAUCCAACGUCUGGCCUACUUUGGGGUCGUCAGAGCGAAGAUCACCGACUGCGGCAACCUAGCUCUACCCAAUGGCAGGGAGGCUGUCCACAGAGAUGUGUCGUAUGUCUACAAGCAGAAUUUGGUGGUGCGCAGCUCGUACGGCAUUAGCAAGUCGCCGGCAGGGUUCCAAUUUCUCCGCGUCAGCGAAAAGAGGCAGAUCACACGCGCCGAGAAGCAAAAGCGCACCCGCCUCGACCACGUCCGGCUCAAAAUGCAGUACAAGUCGUACAAGCUGUUCGUGCCGUGCAACCAAAUUGCUUAUGCCACUUAG